AUGGCUUCGACGCAUGUAUCUGGUCUGCAAGAAUUGAAUGAGGCGUAUCUGUAUUUCAUGGAUGUGAGUGAAGACGUUCUGAAAGCUAGGAAAAAUAUGUCGACUGUUUCGACCCAAUUAGAAUUAGCGACUGUGAGAAGGCUUGAACAUUAUUUGCGAGCUGAAAAUAUUCUUUUGCGUAUUUUCAAAAACGCUGGGGAAAUUUUUGAGGAGGAAAAAUUGAAUGCUAGGGCGCAGAAUAGGGAAGUUCGAGAGGUCAUUCUGUGUGUUAAUCCUCGCGAUAAAGAGGAUGACGAUGCAAAACGCUUCAAAUUUCAGCGACGUCAAAGUGCGGCAGUCAAAUCGGGCAUGCAAUAUCCUCGCAACGAAACCGUUGCCGGAGUAUACGUGGGCGAUAGACCGCCAUGUUAUUACGACGUCGAGUUCGCUGUGAAGCCGUUGCAAGAAGAUGCGGCUCGCCCGUACCGAGAGGUCAAUGUUUUGAGAAGUUCGUUAGAUCUUAUGAUGUAUCCGCUCAUCCACCUUCACGGAGAGCAGGCCUUGCAACAAAAAGAUCAAGACAAGGUCCAUUCCUUACGAGAAUAUUAUUGUGUUAGACUUCUUUCGGAUUCGGCGUCGCUGGAUAGCGUACGGUAUUGGAACGUACUGGAGCACGUAGGGAAAUUACGCCUGCAGUAUUUUCUUGAUGCGGGCGUAAAAAUUGAAUACAAUAAUGUAAAUUGGGCGAUAGGAAAUCAAAGGCACAUGCGCGCAGAAACCUAUGCCAAUCUUAAAAGCUUUUUAUUGCAAGAAGCCGCUAGGAGAGGCUUGGGGGUUUCGGGGCAGCAGUCGGUCGGUAAAAUCGUGGUUUUACCACCCACCAUUCCAGGGUCUCGUAGAUAUUAUUAUAAUGGGUACAUGGAUUGUAUGGCCCUUUGUAGGAAAUUGAAAAGGCCUUCAACUUAUUUGUUGACUUUUACUGCAAAUCGGCAGUGGGCGGAAAUUACCGAGGAACUUCAACGGCUCGGUAAGGGAACUGAUGAUGUUUGCAAUUUUCCUGAUAUUGUGUGUAGGGUUUUCGAGCAGAAGUUGAACAGUUUAAUGCGAGACUUGCUGACAAGGCAAAUUCUUGGGAAAGUCGAGGCUUACGUGACCAUAGUUUUCCAGGACAAAUUUCAAAAACCCAAUUAG
Messenger RNA from Ceutorhynchus assimilis (cabbage seed weevil), 1170 nucleotides. NCBI's taxonomy places the organism in Eukaryota, Metazoa, Arthropoda, Insecta, Coleoptera, Curculionidae. The record is from the annotation of a GenBank genome assembly.